GAAAAAAAUAAUUUUAUUGCAGAAGACGGUCUAGUCGUUGCCCGAAGAUCGAUGAAGGGAUUUACUCAUUGGCCAAACCAUUCUGUUAAGCAAAGAUCGUCUUAUCCCGAGGAGACAUGAAAGUUAAGAUGGCUUUCAUAAACCCAGCAGCAGUUUUGUUGUUAGUAGGCGUGUUAAUUAUUCGGAUAAACGCGGUGGUGGAUGACCCAGCCAUCGAGAGUCCUAGCAAUAAUUCUUCGAUUCACAACGAAGAUUCAGGCCAUGAAUCUUCAGCGGAGAUAAAAGUGGCUAGAUUCGAUUUUGAAUAUGUAUCUGGACCGCUAACGAUUAUUGUGUGGAUUCUUAUAGCAAGUCUUGCUAAACUUGGGUUUCAUCUGUCUCACAAGCUAUCCUCAGUCAUACCAGAAUCAUGCUUGGUUAUAGUUCUUGGAGUUGUAAUAGGAGGAAUAAUGGAGGCUAUGGGCAUCAGUGACAGAGCUCCAAUCUUUUCAUCACGGACGUUCUUUUUGUUCAUGUUGCCGCCAAUUGUUCUAGAGGCUGGCUAUUUUCUUCAAGACAGAGCAUUUUUUGACAAUAUAGGAACAAUUUUAUUGUAUGCAGUUGUGGGAACAAUUUUUAAUACAUUUACAGUAGGUCUGUCCCUGUUUGGAGUAUCAGGAAGUGUGGGAUGGGACCUGAAAUUGAUGCAUGCGUUGACCUUUUCAUCACUCAUAGCUGCUGUAGAUCCAGUUGCUGUGCUGGCUGUGUUUGAAGAGAUUCAUGUUAAUGUCAUGCUCUACAUCCUGGUGUUUGGUGAAUCACUUUUGAAUGAUGCUGUGACUGUGGUAUUAUAUCACCUUUUUGAGGCCUUAGCAGGUUUUGAUGUAGUCGCUUAUAAAGAGAUCCUCCUUGGGUUUGCAUCAUUCUUUGUGGUUAGUAUUGGUGGAACCCUAAUGGGAUUGCUUUGGGGAUUAACCACAGCAUUUGUAACCAAAUAUACUGACCAUGUCCGAGUGAUUGAACCCAUCUUUGUGUUUGUUAUGAGUUACCUCUCAUACCUGACAGCAGAAAUGUUCCACUUGUCUGGAAUCAUGAGUAUUGUGACCUGUGCUAUCAUCAUGAAGCCCUAUGUGGAGCUAAACAUAUCAAGAAAAUCUCACACAACAAUCAAGUAUUUUCUCAAGAUGCUCAGCUCUAGCAGUGAAACUCUCAUCUUUAUGUUUCUUGGAGUGCGAGUGGUUAGCUGGCCACACGUGUGGAACACGUCUUUUGUGUUUGUUACACUGAUAUUUAUCCUGCUCUUCAGGGCUUUGGGUGUGGUUAUACUGACAUUCUUUGCCAACAAAAAUCGGCUCAACAAACUCAGUGCUGUUGAUCAGUUUAUCAUGAGCUAUGGUGGUAUCAGAGGAGCUGUGUCGUUUUCUCUGUCCAUUUUGCUCGUCGAGGAUCAUUUUCCUAUGAAGAAUAUGUUUGUCACAACCACGAUUGUGAUCGUCCUUUUCACGGUUUUCUUUCAGGGAAUGACCAUUAAACCUCUUGUGCGGAUUCUUCACGUCAAGUUGAGGGGGAAGGAACAACGCAGCAUGUAUGCGGAGCUUAAUGAAAAGUUUUUAGACCACCUUGUGGCUGGAAUUGAAGAAAUCAGUGGUCAGCGGGGUCACGGAUAUUACUGGGAAAUGAUAGAGUAUUUUCACACGCAUUAUCUCAGAAAAUGGCUAAUACGUGACAGCUAUCGGUUCGUCCAUGAUGAAGAUAUUUUGCUGGCUUACAGAAGACUGGCCUAUAAAGAUGCCUUGACUCGGUUAGAGAGAGAAGGUAGUGGAACAGUCCUGUUUUCUUCAGGACUUCCUGUUGAACUGCUGGCUCGUAGCGCAUUCGAGGCUGCAGCGAUCACAGCUGCUGAAACGAGUGAAGAAGAAGACGAAAACAAGGCUAUGUUGAGAGCGGGUGACGAAUGUCGUGUACCAGACGCUAUUCAAGUUGACUGGAGAGCGGCAGGAGUGCCAAGUGGCGGCGAACUUGAAAUUCACGACACUUCAAGCCAUAGCUUAAACAAUCUUAUAGAGAGGAACAGAAGAUCAUUUAGACAUAGGAAAAUGUACAGAAAUAACCUCAUUGACGACGAUGAAGAAUUAUUUGGUGAGAGAGGCUACCUUAUGCCCAUGAAACCAAGAGAAACAGCGUAUCAAAAUCAGAUUUUAGUCAAUUCCAAACCUGUUCACUAUCAUCACAGACACAAGCCAAAACACAAAAAACGACAUAAACACCACAAGCGACGCCCGGAUCCCUUCAAGAAAAACCUGUCUGAUAUAUUUGAAGAGGAAGACCACCAGGAUGGAAAAUCGUCUCCGACAAUAGAGGCAAAAGUAGGGCCCAUUCCCAGCAGUGAAGAUGAAGAACCCGGUAUUACUUUUGAGGCGAAAGCCAGAGGAAGACUGGGCCGACAUGCAUCCUUUGAGAAUGAGCCAAGCAAAUACCCCACUCCCGAGGAGCCAUCCUCUGAGGAUACUAAAAAUGACACUGAUAAAGACAAAGAAGAAAGUAAACCAACAGAAGAUUCGCCAACAGAGCCAGACAACAUUCCCUUGGCCUCCUUCGUCGUUGAUAUAGAUGGCGAGAACGACGAAGAAGUAAAUGCGGAGAGCGUUACCAGUUAUUUAUGAAGAGAUUCAAGUUUAGUUUGGUAAUUAAAUUUGGUGCCGUCUUUCAACUUGGAAAGCAAAAGAAAUUUCAAUAAUAAAAGGCGGGUUCCUUAAAACAUUGGAAGCGUCAAGUUUUGCAAGGUUCUUCUAACAAUGCCAGAGUACUUAGAAAAAAAAGAAGUGAAGUAAAAGAAAUUACAGAAGUGAAUGAAAUAAUCAUUGAACCAAAAUCCGACCAUUUAUUAACGGAGGUAAUAGGUAAAAUAUGUGAAUUCAGUAUGAUACAUUUUUGAUAUUUUGCUCAAGGAUUUGAAUAGCUGUUAUUUUCUUAAAAAAAAUAAUUGAGUCCAAGCGACAUUAAAUUUAAGUGAAAUUCAUUUAUCCUCUAUUAAUUAAAUUGAAUGUGUCGCUUUUUAAAGUUAAGCAUAAAUCACCUUUGUCCUGAAUACAACUUAAGUAUUUCUGGAGACGUUAAUUUAUUGCAGAAGCUUUACACUUUUGCUGUAAUCCUGAAUUGUUAUUCAACAGUCUGAAAUAGCUAGAAAUAGUUCUUAGUAAAGGCACAAAUAUACGUUUUUUUGCACAACAUGAAAUAUCAAUUUGAACACACAGGUGGUCCUAGCUCGACGGACACGAAUAUAUGACGAGACAAAUCGAAAGUAGCUACAGAAUAUCAAUUAUUGAAUUCAAUAUAAUUGUGUAGUUUUCAGAGCUCGUUAUGUUAUAUCAGUGUUCUAGCUGUCGGAUAGACAACGGAAAAAAGUUGUCGGAAAUAAAUUAGACAACAAACAACACGUCGUUUUUUCAUGUCCAUCGAGCGUAGGAAAGGCUGCUCGAGGUCUAAAAAUAAAUAUUGAAUGGAGAAGGCUGCCUGAAUCACGUAAAGUGGGGCAAGUUUAAAAUCUCUUAUACAACGUCAGACCAAUGUGAAUACUGUACAAUGAAAUAGCUGUUGAGUUAUUUUCAAUCGAAAGAGAACUGUUUUCAGCGAAAACACCUGAUCAUAAUUCUUCCAAACUUUGUUCAUUUUUGUAGUGCUAAGAUAUAGAAAGUGAAUUGCGUUCACACUAAACUGAAAGCUCGAUUACCAGUCACUGUUCGGGAAAGGAGCCCGUAGAUCGGACUUGGGAGGGCGGUGAAAAUCGAACUUAACUAAAUUGACGAAAAAAAGUACAAAAUUUCAUUUUAAAUGAUGAUAAUUUAAUGAACUCUUGUACUCUAGGAAACCCUUUUGCUUAAGGCAGAACAAGGAGAGAAUGUCAAUAUUGUGAAAGACAAAUUGAUGUUAGACAAUUGUCACAAAAUCGUUACUUUAAGGUAAUAAUUUUAUCUGGAAGUUGUGAUGUAAUUUUUUAAUACCUUGUCAACGGAUAUACAUAUAGUUUUAUUGAACUUCCAGACAAAAGUUAUUUAAUGUACUGUACCAAACCAGCUUGCAGGAUGAAACUAUGUUAAGCAAAAACUAUGUAAUAAUUAUUUAACUUACAUCCCUAUGUUUGUGUAAAAUUCACAACAACGGUAGAAAGUAAAUUCUUAAAGCUUAAUAUUUUUAUUAAAAUGUAGAACAAUUUA
Messenger RNA from Orbicella faveolata, 4193 nucleotides. RefSeq names its product Na(+)/H(+) exchanger beta-like. Gene Ontology annotation, cellular component: plasma membrane. Gene Ontology annotation, molecular function: potassium:proton antiporter activity; sodium:proton antiporter activity. The record is from RefSeq and is a predicted model, not a curated record. Gene Ontology annotation, biological process: sodium ion import across plasma membrane; potassium ion transmembrane transport; regulation of intracellular pH. Lineage: Eukaryota; Metazoa; Cnidaria; Anthozoa; Scleractinia; Merulinidae.